Molecule: messenger RNA, 4043 nt
Organism: Platichthys flesus (European flounder)
Lineage: Eukaryota; Metazoa; Chordata; Actinopteri; Pleuronectiformes; Pleuronectidae
Gene: ube2h
Product: ubiquitin-conjugating enzyme E2H (UBC8 homolog, yeast)
Exons: 7
Coding region: 261-812 (183 amino acids)
Biological process (GO): ubiquitin-dependent protein catabolic process; protein polyubiquitination
Cellular component (GO): nucleus
Molecular function (GO): ubiquitin conjugating enzyme activity
Source: RefSeq, a predicted model, not a curated record
UCCCAGCUUGUCAGAACCACGGCUCAGAGAGGCAGUGAGCAGCAUAGGACCACCGUUAGCCCAGCAGCUACUCAUUAGGACAGGGAGACAGUGAACCGAGAAGACAGACCCGCAGCUUUGGACGUUUCUACCGAGCCAAUGUUAACCUCCGGAUAGUCGCCGUUCUGCUGGGCUGCUCUAAGCGUUUCUAAGGGGGGGCGGUUCGGAGCCAGCUUUCACGUCGCUACGCUGGUGUUCUGCGGUGGAAAUAGCCCCCAAACAUGUCGUCUCCAAGUCCGGGUAAAAGGCGAAUGGACACCGAUGUGGUGAAACUCAUCGAGAGCAAGCAUGAAGUCACCAUCCUCAGUGGACUCAAUGAAUUUGUAGUGAAGUUUUUCGGACCACAAGGAACGCCGUACGAGGGAGGUGUGUGGAAGGUGCGAGUAGAUCUCCCCGACAAAUACCCUUUUAAAUCACCAUCAAUAGGAUUCAUGAACAAGAUUUUUCAUCCCAACAUUGACGAAGCGUCAGGGACAGUGUGCUUAGAUGUCAUCAACCAGACAUGGACAGCCCUUUAUGAUCUGACCAACAUCUUCGAGUCGUUCUUGCCCCAGCUCCUGGCCUACCCGAACCCCAUCGACCCCCUGAACGGAGAUGCGGCUGCCAUGUACCUUCACCGGCCAGAGGACUACAAGCAGAAAAUCAAAGAGUACAUCCAGAAAUAUGCAACAGAGGAGGCUCUGAAGGAGCAGGAAGACGGGGCCGGCGACUCUUCAUCCGAAAGCUCCAUGUCCGAUUUCUCAGAAGACGAGGCCCAGGACAUGGAGUUGUAGUGAUAGGAGGGCUCCCCAUCCCACCCCCUCCUUCAACCCCCCAACCCCCACCCCACCCCACAAAGACUAUAUUUGAUUUCCUAACCAUGAGAAAGCAGACUUAUAAUAUUCAUAUUUAAACAAGUUGAUUUUUUUAUUAUUAUGAUUAUUAUUAUUAUUACUACUACUAAACAAGGAUUUUUAUGGAUAUCUAGCCUUUGGUGUGUUUGACAGACACCCUCCCAUUCUGUAGCUGUUCCUCCCUACAAAGACGUCACAAAAUGCUUUCACAUUCUCUCCCUGUUAUCUCUCCGCAUUUUAAAGGUGUGUUACAUAGUGGUAGGCACGAAAUCUUUGCUUCUAAAACAAAUUCACACUAGUGUCAUUGAUCAACUUCAAGAAGAAUGUAACAAUCAGCUAAACCUGGCACCAAAGUCCAUUUCAAUUUGAAGCGAUAUACAACAGCAGUGGUCAUAUGGUUACUAAGCGGAACUGAGUACAAAAAGAAGCGAUUUGUUGAAGAUCCAGGUCGGUGUCGUCUCAGUCCUCCUCACAUUCCUCUUACCUGGAGUUUGCUGCAGUGCAUGGCCCAUCACUCUCAUUGGUCGGACCUGUGGUGUUUACCUCGACUACAUCCAAUGCCCCCCCCCCCCCAAGUUAGCGUCUGCCUACCAGGAUCUCUGUUUGGACAUGAUGACAAAAUAAGAGCCAAGUAUAUGACAUUUAGGCUUGUAGCAAUUUAUUAGUUGAGGUGAUUUAAUUUAAUUUGUAAAGGUUUGGGCGGGGGGGGUGAGUGUCAUUCAUUCAUGGUUGAUUCAUUGUGGCGGGUCGAGAUGUAUCUUGUGAUGCGGGGAAAGAGAUUUCUAUCGCAGCUCUGAGUUUCUUGUGUGCUUCACAUUUUCCCUGCUGGCAAACUACCCUGUACAGUGAAGAGCCACCUCUCUGUAGCCUCAUGAGAACUCAGUGUUGAGCCCGAUACACUGACCCAAAUGUUGCCCGUCGAGGCGAACAUCAGUCAAACUAUCUAUAAAACCUUGAAUGUAUUCAGUUUGUUUUUUGAUUUGUUUUUUUGUUGUCGUUUGUGGCAGAUUGUGGAUCCCCGUAGUGGGUUAUGGAAAACUGACCCCCACUCUGACCUCCCUCUUCUGUGCCUCAUCACAAGAAGGAAUUUUUAUUUUAUAAAUAAAUAAAAAGUCCCCAAAAAAGCCAUGAAGAAAAAAAAGCCAAAAAUAACUAAGCACACCGGUUUUUACUCAUCCCCACUUUUCUCCUCCACCAAAAAUUAUGAUUUCAUAUCCAGCUCUGUUACAGAUUAGGGGAAUCACCCGGGGCUGAGAGGCUCGGGCGUAUUUGAGCUAAUGUAGGAUCAUUCGACUUUUAUGGCUCAGGUUUUGAAAUACAGGUUUGGUUGUAUCGUGCAUAGUGAUGAAACAUUUCACACCCAUAAGGUAUUGGACGGAUGGAAAUCAUGCUGAUACAUGUGGAGCCGUGUUCUUGUUUUCUUUGACAUGUCAGGAUAGUUAGUUUUUCUGGGUGGUGACUUCAACUUCACAACAUAUGCUAUAUGGCUGUUUUACAGAUAGAGUUUAGCUAGUAUGGUCUGCUUACCGGAUAAAGCGUUCACUGCUCCAUCUGACCUUUAGUUAGUGUCUGUCGUGUGGUUAAAUGUAAGAUACUCCAUAGAUGUGCCUGCGUGUCCUCGUCUUGCAGACCCAGAGUUGUACAGACAAGUGUGAGUGGUUUCAAACUGUUUGAGCUAAAGUGAGCCUGAUAGAUCUAACUGUGCAGACAUCAGAGGUAUUGAUCAGCACCUUGUUGACCCCGCCCCCCAAAUAACACGAUUUACCUACACACACUCUGUGCCCAAAAUAAAAAAAUGUCCAAUAUCUAUCAGGAGAGUUUGCCUCACUUGAAGCCAUGCGUUAAUCAUUUCUCUCGCUCAGCCGGCAGAAGUUUUGGAUGUUAGCUUCCUGCAUAUCGAGCUCCUGCCAACCCUCGACACGUCCAAGGCAGCGCAAAGCCACGUCUUUGUUUUCCACGUCUUCAGAGUGACGAUCGCACAGAACAAACCUUUAAACGCAGCCUCACAGGUUUCACAACUGGCCUGUGUGGUUUUUUUUUCUCUGUCAGCUGCCUAUGAGUGUGUAUUUAUUCAUUCAUCGCAGAGACCUCCUUUUUUGUUUUUAAUCUUCAUUAAGUGCCACUCUUGUAAGUGACGGCUCCGCUUCGAUUAGAACUUGAAAUUUGGGUUUUCUUUCUCCUUGUUAAGUAAUUCAGAAAUUCUUGCUUUACUUUGACAUUGGUGCAGUAUUGAACUUCGUGUGCUGACAAAUACAGUAUAUCCGAGUUGAGAAAUGUACUAAAAUAGCACAAUAAUGUGCAGUGGUGCAACAGGGAACUAAUUAUAUUUUGUCUUUUUCAAAAACAAGUUUCUUGUGUUUUGGUAAAUACUUAUAUUUGCACCUGCUGGGCAGUAAAUUAAUGACAAACUCAACUGUGGCCUGGUGUUGAACUCGUGAAACAUGGCGAUUAUCAUCUUCAUAUCUCAACAACUAAAGAAAAUGUCCUCAAACUAGUGAUUGAUUGUUCUUCCCAUUGCAACUUGAUGUCUAAAUUAUUUUUGAAUGGAAAACACAUUUCCUUUUUCUCCUUUUUAUUUAAUUUUCCUUUUGUCUUUCUCCUCUGCACCUCUUCUGCUCUAAGAUAACAACGUCUUAAACACCCACAGUUCAAAAACAUGACUCCAGAGAACUAGGACUCACAUGGUGGUGUAUCAAGCCUUAGUCCCUGCAACCCCCCCAUGUGUUGACUGUGUCUACUCGUGCACUUGCAUGCUUCUGGUGUGGAGUGGAGGCUCGACCGGUGCACAUCUCCCAUUCUGUCUUGUGCUCCUGUGGAUUUGUGCCCUGUGCUGGCCUGUCGCUGCCAUCAGGGGAUUUCUCUGGCACACGCAGCAUGGAAAAUGGCAGAUUUUUAUAUUGGGGGGUAAAAAACUGUGUAAUAGGUACCUAGUGUGUGAUACUUGAGGGUUAAAAAAGCCAAAAGGUUUAUUUUGUUUUGUUUUUAAAAAGUCCAUCCUCGGUCUUCUUUUCAUCACCCUCGUUGCCCUCCUUGUUUUUCUUUUCUUUGCAUUGUGAAGUUUGUCAAAAAGACAAAUGCUCUCUAUUAAUAGGCUUAUAACACCAUAAAUAGUUGUGUAUAAAAUAAACUGUUAUAACUUCUUUUUUAAUAAAACAUUCAAUGUGUACAAGC